GAAAAGAUUGAGAAAAAUUGUCAGCGUGAUGCACAGCCUGAAAUUAACCCAGUACUCUUGGAGUGUACUUAAGGACCAUAAGCAGUGUUCUGACUGCUUGGAGACGGAUGGACACGAACCAACUUUUCCAGUGCAAAUCGGGGGACCCAACUACAGGAACGUCGAACCCUACUGGUAUACACAGCCACACCCACAGUUUAUAGGUCCAAAUCAAGGUUUCAGCAGUUUCGGCUCCUUUCCAAAUUUACCGACUGCUGUACCAAUCCAAGAAUUCCACGCACAAUUUCCCACCUAUCCGGUUGCAACGUAUUUUGUGACACCACUACAAACCGCUGUACAACAAUUCCCACAACGAACGCAGUCCCAAUACUUGCCAACUUCGAGAGAUUAUAAAUACAAAUCAAAUAUGCGUCUCAUUGACCAAGCUGUACUGGACGAGGGCCCUGUUCGCUGCCCAAACUUGGAAACAAAUCCGAAAAUUAUGAAAGAUGCUAGAGUGUGCUAUUUGCAUAAACUUUCACCCAUCGAGGUGAGGUUACGUUACCAAAAACAACGAGGCCCAUACUUCGAUUUUCAAUUGGAAAAUAUGAUGGACCCUCUGGAUGUUCCGACUGCAAGAGUCAUCGAUGGUGAAAAUAUAAUGAAGAUGGUAACGGAUGGAUGCAAAAUCAAGCAUGAACAGAAUCUUAAGCGCGUGGAAAGACAAGUUCCUACAAAGUCCGUAUCGUCUGACUCUGUCAGACUCGAGUUUCACCGUAAAAUGAAAGAGGCGGCCGGAGAUAGUAGCCCAACCAGUAGCAGCUUUAGCCAUCAUCCGCCUGAUAUGAAAACAUCAGCACAAUUCAAGGUCCAAGUUUCUUCCCUGCAAUCAGAAAAUAAAGCAACGUUGACGUUACAAGAACCCGACUUCAAUGGUUACACAGACGAUCAAGAUGAUAUGGUAGAUGCAUGUCCGGCGCCAAAUUGUGUUGACAACGUGUAUGAUAUGAUGUCUCCCGUUCCUGCGACAUCAUACGACAAGGUUCGAAAUUUAGUUGGUGACAGUAAAACUGUCUCGGAUUUCGAAGAAAUGCAGCAGGACCAACCUUACUUUGACGACGAAACAAAUAUACACCCCGCAACUGAAAUUUUAGAUACGGACGUCAUGUCAUUGGAGGUUGAUUCCACAAUGAGCGAAAUCAAAUCAAAAUUCAACUAUUCGCAACACGUAGCUUACAUUGUUGGCGAAUAUGUUGACACAUCAGAUUGGGACAACACAGCCAUGAAAAUAAAAAGUGUCUUGCUGUCAGAUAAUUCAGCGGAACUGUUUGUGUACGAUAUGAUCACGUGGGUCGUACAAAAAUCGGAUGUUCGGUUAUUCAGGGCUGUUGGCAGUAUUAUUCGUCAAAUGAUAAAGACUGGGAUUGCAGACAAAUUUAAGAUACUUGAAAUGCUUGCCACGAAAUUUAUUGAUGAUCAUCCAGAAAUUGGAUGUCACUGGUCUAUGAUUGUGACUCGUCUGGCACAAAUUUCUGUAGAGGCGUUUUUCAAUGAAGAAAAUCUGAAUUGGUUGUGUCAACUACGAGAAUAUGUUCACCCGAAUACCACAAGCUUGGAUGAUUGGAAGAUGUUCGGCAACCAGGUCGUCAAAUUACUUGCCGCUCGGACAAACAUGGACUUUGUUUACAAUUUGAGUCGGCGAACUAAUUCGGGUUUGCCGGAGAUUUUACCGGUUUUGCAACAAUCUGGAGAUUCCCAGGCACCAAUCGUCUCUCAAGCUUCGACUUGUCAAGCACUUCCCACUGCAAACCAUUCGGGAUAUAGUCCGAUUUUAUCGAAAGAUGCUAUAGAACCACCAAAUUUACUGCUUGCACUGAAAUCGAAAGACGUUAAAGUGAAGAUUUUUACGAAACCUUUGAUCAAUGGUACUACUUGCUCUCAAAAUAAGGUUUCCGCCAAUGAAGAGGAACAAUUGGACAAAUUGCUAGAGCACAAUAUAAACUUUCUUGCUGAGCGACUGCGAAAUACUAGAGAUAUACUUGUCCUUCUACAUCACUUUGGAGUAAUCACAUACAAUGAUCAGAUGAGAUUGAAAAAUAUUUCUUCUGAGUACAUCCGUUCUGUAGAAGUGCUUGAAAUCAUUGCUACAAAAGAUGAAAAGAAUUUUCAAAAUUUUCUUACAAUUUUGAAAUUCACUGACAAUUUUGAGGCUAUACAUGCAGUUCUAGGACCUACGAAUGGUUUCAUAUAACUAAGUUGGAUUAUAUUGGAUAUUUGAUACAGAGUUAGUUUUCCUCUCCACUCAAAAUGCCGGUGUCCAGAGAUAGAUCCAAUUAUUUACUCAAUUAUUAGUAUUCAGAUAGAAGACAAUUAUAUUGAUAAGCCAUAUGAUUAGAUCGAUUGGAUUGUGUGUUGAGCGUAAUUGAAUAUCGGCUGUUUUAUCGUAUAUUACAUACUGGUACUAAUGCUUGUAUUAGUAUCUAUAAGCAAGUUGAAAUUGUUUUCAAAAAUUGUUACAAAAUUGUUUGUAUUUUUAUAACUGAAGAAAUCUUGUUUUGUUGUAUUGCGUAAAUUUGUUCUCUC
Molecule: messenger RNA, 2562 nt
Organism: Folsomia candida
Lineage: Eukaryota; Metazoa; Arthropoda; Collembola; Entomobryomorpha; Isotomidae
Exons: 14
Coding region: 29-2230 (733 amino acids)
Biological process (GO): regulation of apoptotic process
Source: RefSeq, a predicted model, not a curated record